GGCGGGCAGCGGAUUGUGAGCGCUGCAACCCUGAAUAAUAAUCUUCGGUUUCCACGGAGCGCAGCGAAGCUAAUGGUGGACUUUGGACCUGCAGCAAAGGGGACGCUGGACGAGAAGAGAAGAAAAGAGAAGAGAAGAGAAGAGAAGACAAGAGAAGAGAAGAGAAGAGAGGAAAAUUCUUGGAAGGACAGGAAGAAUGGGAUAGAAAAAAGCAAUGAGCAGGCUAAACUGUCCAUUUGAGGAGAUGGACUGAAGAAACCAAAGGAACAGAAAGGACAUAAUAAUGAACUGCAGGCAGCUGUGGAUGGACAUGUGCAGAGAGCGACUCACCCAGGGACUGCUGUUGCGUUUGGGCAUUCUGCUCACUGCUGUGUGUGUGAGCAUUCAUGUUUACCUGGAGGCAGGUUGGCGGGGCACACCUGCACCCCUGGCUGUGGGACAUCCCAUCCGCUCUUGUCACAACUGUGGCCAACAAAGCAGAAGCAAACGGGUCUCUGCAGAGCCAGGGGCACAGGGAAGGAGCAUUAAAAGGAGAAUCUCCUAUGUUCGCAUGCUGAAGAAGGACAGCCCAGCUGAGAAGAGAGAUGGAGACAAAGAGGACCCCUCACUACCGUGCUGCCCACCUCUACUCUCGCAAAAAAAGGCUCCUCGGUGGCACAUACACUUGGAGCCCUGGGCCAGUGAGAAUCAUUCUCUGGAGGACGAAGCUAGGAGGUUUCUCAAUUACAUCACAACACCACAAGUGUCUUGCGUACCACUGCCUGGUGAAGAAACUGCCCUAGAGGGGAACAAGGGAGCCUGGACUGUAUGCCUGGACCCCAAGUACAGCCUGACCCACCGGGUGCAAAGCAAGCACUGCAGGGUCUACUCUUUUGGGUUGGGUGUUGAUGACCGAUCCCUGGAGCAUUCCCUCGCCAGGAAAGGGUGUGAGGUCCACUGCUUUGAUCCCAGUCUGAAGCAGCCUCACCUGCAGCAUGCUGAAAUGUGGCUCCAUCGACUCUCUGUAGACUGGAGAGAUCCCAACCCCGCUAUUGCCGCCCAGCGUCAGUACGCCAGCACCAAGAAACUGGCCACCAUCCUCAAUGACUUUGGACACAGACAGGUGGAUAUACUGAAGGCGGACAUGGAGAGUGCAGAGUGGAAGAUUUUGGAGAAUUUGGUCCUGGAAGGUGUUCUGGACUCAGUUGGUCAGCUGCUCUUGGAGCUUCACCUCCACUGGGCAGGUUUUGAGGUGGGCGGUGAUGACCCUUCUGUGGUGCGUUAUUGGUUCAGCCUGCUCAAGGAACUGGAACACGCCGACUUCCGCCUCUUCCAUGUCUACAGCGACCCAGCCAAACCUCACCUCUUCCUGCAUAAGAAUGUCCUCAACGCCAGCAGUGCUUACACCCUGAGCUGGGUGAACACACAGUGGAAGCCUUGAUGGGCGCCAGACAGAUAUAAAUAGCCAAAAAUAUCUAGACAAGAACAGCCUCUUGAGUGGAAACGUGCAAGUUUGUGUAAAAUGGAGCUUUCAGUCUGAGCACAAAUGCUUGCUAGAGCACGUCUGUUUUUCAGCUUGCUCUUAUCUGGUCUGACCUUUUUGCAAAGCUAAAAUCCCUGCUACUACUUAUCCUCCUGUUCUUCCUCUCCUGGCCUGUAAUGACCUCAGCUGUGUAGAGGGGCAGAGUAAUUGUCUCCAGAGGCUCUCUGUGUUCUACCUCAUAGUGGCCGUGUUGUUGGCUGCAGGUCAGCCUCUGAGUCACAGCCACCCAUGUCGUCAUGGUCCUAUCGAAGCUUGGCCCACAGCCAGUCGUACCGCCUGAUAUCAGACAGCAUUUCCUCAACCCAGUAUGUGGAGAGAUUACACUAGUCUGCACAAGCCCCGACAACAACCCCAGUUGUACAUUAAUUAAAUUAAAUGUAUACAUGAUGUUAAAAGGUGUAGAUGGAGGACAGAUCCUGUGUCAUUGAGAGCAAGUGAAUAUCUGUGGAAGUGUUGGAAGGAACUGGAGCGUUAUUUCUGCUGCACCAGAACUUCGUCAACAAACUUCAUCUGAACAUGUCGCACAA
Molecule: messenger RNA, 2049 nt
Organism: Thunnus maccoyii (southern bluefin tuna)
Lineage: Eukaryota; Metazoa; Chordata; Actinopteri; Scombriformes; Scombridae
Gene: mettl24
Product: methyltransferase like 24
Exons: 6
Coding region: 284-1420 (378 amino acids)
Source: RefSeq, a predicted model, not a curated record